AUGGAAAACCACAACCACCAGUGUGGCAUCGAGAUGCAUAGCCACUCCUCAGGCUAUCCUCUGCAGGGCCAAGCAGCGCGGGCCCCCUCAAUUGAGUGCUUGAAUCAGACUGUGUCAGACCAUUCCCCAGAUCUGCAUCCGGCGUCUCCAGCCGCGAACAGCUUCGGUUUACACGGCAAGCCUCCAUGCAGGCAAUUCCCACAGACCCAAGACAACCACAUGCAGACCGCCGAGGCUGAGAUAUUUGGGCACGUCCACGAUAUCUCUCCUCGCGCAUAUCAAGACCUACAGAACUUCUAUGCAACGCAAUGCUGGGACAGUACAUGGUCUUUUGUUCCUGUGCGCCUUCUUCAAGCCUUUGUCGAUCUCUACUUUGAGUACUUCGACCCCCAAUUCCCCUUUUUGCACGUCUCGCAUCUAAAUGCUGAAGAGGUACCUUGGAUGUUGCUCUUGGCGACAGCGGCUAUUGGAAGCUAUUACUCUGAACUUGACGAUAUACAUGACUAUACCUCGAUACUGUGCGACUUGCUGGGCAGGGCGGUGGACAGCGAAGCCAUGGUGCAGAUCAAGCGACCUAGCAAGCCCCUCAUUCAGAGCACUUUCUUACAUCACAUCCACCUUUCGUCCUGCGUGCUCCAAUGUAUCCACUUUUUCUUUACUGGUAUCCCCACAGACUUCAGUCUGUUCGAUAUCUCGCAGCAAGUGCCCUGUCCUAGUCGCAUUUGGUAUUCCACAGACAUCAAAGACUGGAAGUCGAAGCAAAUGGAGUUACAAGCUGUCCGAUUGCAGCCAGAAGCGUCCGAGGGGGCCCGGACACCUGAAACGGAUAGCGAUCCCUUCCUGUCAAAGAUUAACUUACUGGCACUGUACGUUAACGAGAAAAAUCUCGAAAGGCAACAACACACAUCACGGCGAGUGAUAAAAUCUUUCGGCUCCCACCUCAGAGCCAUGAGUCCAAGAAUCUCCAAUGCUCCCGUCAGGCAUUCUUUCAUCGAAGACAAGAAUGCUAGUAUCGAUAACCCGCUUUUGGAUGAAUCCAUCGACCACAUCGUGUUUUUGACGAGGGAACCAGGUCGUUGCCACGGAUCUCUUCCUCACAUCCUGGCUAUUCUCCGGUGCAUCUCCUUGCGGACCUUGUUUGCGGGUACCGGCUGGCAAACCGACACAACUCAGAUGACAGAGAUGAAGACCAAGUUUAGAGAGUUUCUAGAGCGCGACGGACCGCAGUCAAGGAAGUGCCUGUGGCACGCCGCGUGCAUUUUCAAGUCGGUGCAGACCACAAGGCAUCUGGCAUGCUACGACAUGUUCAGUGUUGGGGUUGCCACUUGCUACAUUAUUCUGUACAUGGAGCUACGACGGAUGGAGUUCCCGUCUUCGCAGACAAUAUCAGACGCCUAUCUUGGGUCGUGCGCAGCCGCGGCGCCGCCGCGACGUAUAGUACGGCUCGAUCAGAUCUCUAACCGAGAGGAUGUUCAACAUUGGGUCAGAAGUGGCGGGGAUACUGAUAUCCACUUGACCAACGUGGGAAUCUUACGCGGUCCGGAUUCCCUUGCACGCUUCCUGCGAGCGACCGAGAAUGCUCUGUUGCGCCAAGUCGCCUGGAAUGCCUUUUCCAGAGCCUGGGCCAGAACGACGGCUCAACAUAUACACGGAGAAAAGCCUACAGUACACACCGACGAUUAUAACGAGGCAAAGGAAAGCAAGUCUUGA
Exserohilum turcica Et28A is the source of this 1710-nucleotide messenger RNA. RefSeq lists its product as uncharacterized. Lineage: Eukaryota; Fungi; Ascomycota; Dothideomycetes; Pleosporales; Pleosporaceae. Gene Ontology annotation, cellular component: chromatin. Bases 1 to 1710 code for a protein of 569 amino acids. The record is from RefSeq and is a predicted model, not a curated record. Gene Ontology annotation, biological process: regulation of transcription by RNA polymerase II. The transcript is spliced from 4 exons. Gene Ontology annotation, molecular function: DNA-binding transcription factor activity, RNA polymerase II-specific; RNA polymerase II cis-regulatory region sequence-specific DNA binding.